Molecule: messenger RNA, 769 nt
Organism: Miniopterus natalensis
Lineage: Eukaryota; Metazoa; Chordata; Mammalia; Chiroptera; Miniopteridae
Source: RefSeq, a predicted model, not a curated record
CGCACACACACACACACACACACACUGGAAUGCGAACAGCAGUGGGGAAGACAAAAGCAGAGAUAAGCAAGGUUUCACGGCAGCCUGGAGGGAAGGCUGCUGAGAACCUGACACUUUCCAGACCCCAGCCAGCAUGGUUGUCCUGAAUCCAAGGACUCUGGGAAUUUAUCUUCAGCUUUUCUUCCGCUUUGUCGUGUCUCAGCCUACUUUCAUCAACAGUGUCCUCCCAAUCUCAGCAGCCCUUCCUGGCCUGGAUCAGAAGAAGCGGGGCAGCCACAAGACAUGCUGCCUGCUGACACCCCCUCCGCCCCCACUGUUCCCACCACCAUUCUUCAGAGGGGGCCGAAGUCCGCUUCUCUCCCCAGACAUGAAGAAUCUCAUCCUGGAACUGGAGACCACACAGUCCCCGUGCGCCCAAGGAUCGCUCGGCUCCCCUGGGCCUCCUGGCCCCCAGGGUCCACCGGGGCUUCCAGGCAAGAUAGGACCAAAGGGAGAAAAGGGGGAGCUUGGCCGACCAGGAAGGAAGGGUAGACCUGGCCCCCCGGGUGUUCCUGGCAUGCCUGGGCCCGUCGGCUGGCCUGGCCCUGAAGGACCCAGGGGUGAAAAAGGUGACCUAGGUCUGAUGGGCUUACCAGGGUCAAGAGGACCAAUGGGCUCCAAGGGCUACCCCGGAUCCAGAGGGGAAAAGGGAUCCAGAGGUGAAAGGGGUGACUUGGGUCCCAAAGGAGAAAAGGGUUUCCCAGGAUUUCCUGGAAUGUUGGGGCAGAAA